AUGACUGAAUCUCGGGCCGUUUGCCCGCAUUGCCCCGGUUCCUCAAGGCAGUUUGUUGUCCCACGGGGUUUAAAUGUCCACAUUAGUCGGGUACAUAGGGGCGCGCUCCCCCACCGGUCUCAGGCGACUGCGCAAGAUGGGAUCGACGAUGGCCCGCCACAAAGUCCACAAUCAGCGCUGGGCAACCUUUCUCAAUUACGCAGAAAUGUUCGCGUGUUGAAACAUGUCCCGAAAGGUGCGAGAAGUUUGGCGGCGAGUAAAUUAUCUCAAUUAAUUGAGAGAUGUGUGCAGUCGAAUGAUACCGGUGAUUGGUACGCCCUGCUUAGUUUCUCUUAUACCUGCUUGAGAGUCCCAUGCCCUGGCGAUAAAAGUCGAUCCCUGACCUCAAAAGUAAAGGCCAAUAUUUUGGCUAGCGAUUUGGGCGACUCGCUUUCACAAAAUGUGGCACCGUCGAAUGUAGUGGUUGGCCGCCGCGCACUUUACAGAGCUGUGGAAACCAAGGUCCAUGAUGGGGAUCUAAGCGGUGCGGUAAGAAUCCUCUUGUCUGACUGCUCCAUUGCGGAGAACAACGAGGAGACUUUAGAGGCUUUACGCCUCAAGCACCCGGCGCCUGGACGUCCUUUGAAUUUCCCGCCUGAGCCUGCCUCGUCUGAUGAAUACCUGGUUGUGGAGAUGGGUGAUGUUGCGCGUGCUAUUGGCUCAUUUAAUAAUGGCUCUGCGGCGGGGCUAGACGGUAUUCGGCCCGAACUGCUGAAGGAGUUGACGUCGUCAGGCGCUGGAGACAACGGUGCCACUCUGCUGCAAUCUAUUUGCAAUCUGUCAAAUUUCCUGCUCAGAGGUUUGGUCAACAGGGAAGUUUGCCCGUUUUUAUAUGGCGCUUCCCUGUGUGCUUUAAAAAAGAAGGACGGCGGCAUCCGACCCAUCGCGGUGGGCAGUGUACUCCGGCGUUUAGUCGCCAAGCUGGGGUGUGCCGCAGUGAGAGACGUUAUGUCCCAGCGUUUGCAGCCUCAUCAGUUGGGGUUUGGCGUACCCUUGGGCUGUGAAGCUGCUAUACACGCGACACGGUCUUUCGCGUUUUCCCGCGAUGGUUCGGAUGACGUGAUCAUCAAGGUUGACCUCAGGAACGCCUUUAACACGGUUGAGAGGGACAUAAUUUUGGCGCGGGUUAGAGAUCAUACCCCAGCGCUGUACCCUUUUCUCCAUCAGUGCUAUUCGAAACCAAGUAAUUUAUUCUAUGGUGAUAGCCUGGUGGAGUCAAGGGUGGGUGUUCAACAGGGCGAUCCUUUAGGCCCUUUGAUCUUUAGCCUGGCCACCCAAGAUGUUGUGGCUCACUUGCGCUCUCCUCUCAACGUGUGGUAUCUAGAUGAUGGUACCUUGGGGGGCAGCCCAGAGGUAGUUUUGGCUGACAUUGAGACCCUGAAACAGGGUCUCAGUAACUUGGGACUGUGCUUGAACACACAGAAAUGCGAGCUGUUUCCAUGUUCGGGGCAGCUGCCUAGCGAUACCCGCAUGCGAGUGGAAGCCGCGGUCCCGGGGGUGAAUUUGUUAGUCAAAUCGGACUUCACUCUUCUGGGUGCUCCCAUCUUUGCUGAGGGUGUUCCUGAGGUCAUCCUUUCCAAACUCAGGAAUUUGACAGACACUAAGCCCCACCUCAAGCAGCUCUCUGCGCAUGUGGCUCUAACCAUUUUGCGCAGCUGUUUGUCCAUCCCAAGGCUGACAUAUACUCUUCGUACUGCGCCGGUCUGGCUGUGCGGAGAGGAGUCCUUGAGGUAUGACAACAUGCUCAGAGAGUUGCUUGAGAGUGUUCUCAACGUGGGGAUGUCAGACCUCCAGUGGUCUCAGGCGGCACUACCCAUCAGGCAUGGGGGUUUGGGCAUUCGUCGCCUUCAGGACAUCGAGCUGCCGGCUUUUCUGGCCUCGGCGAGCGGGGUGUUGGAGUUAGUCACUCGUAUCUUACAAGUCAAUGGUGAUGACUUUAGCAUUCCGUUCGCUGAAGAGGCCUUGAGUCUCUGGCGUGCUCGUUGUCCUGGCUGUGAUGAUCCCGACUUUCCCGAGCGACAGCGCGCUUGGGAUGAGGAGAUCUGCCGAGUAUCCCUCGAUGGCCUCCUAGGGCAUAGCUCGGGGGCUGAGCGUGCGCGUCUGCUGGCUGUAUCCCGCCCUGAGUCCGGGCUGUGGCUUCACGCUUUGCCAUCGCCGCACUUAGGGACUUUGUUAGAUGACAAUUCCUUGCGUGUGGCGGUGGCACUUCGUCUGGGCUGUGACGUAUGUCAGCCGCAUCGCUGUGUUUGUGGUGCAAACGUUGACGUGCAGGGGCGCCAUGGGCUUCAUUGUGUCCGAAGUGCAGGCAGAAUCUCACGGCAUCACGCAAUAAAUGAUAUCGUUCGGAGGGCUCUCAUUUCUGCUGACAUUCCGGCGGUUCUUGAGCCGCCGGGGUUGAGUCGCAGUGAUGGGAGGCGUCCGGACGGUCUCACCUUGAUACCGUGGGAGAAAGGUCGGUGCCUGCUCUGGGACGCCACAUGCGUCUGCACAUUUGCCCCGUCCCACGUGGGGCACACUGCUGGCACGGUGGGUGCGGCUGCCGAGGCGGCCGCACGACAGAAGUGCGUCAAAUACGGCCAGUUGAUUGCGGGUGGCUAUAUUUUUGUGCCUCUUGCCAUUGAGACCACUGGGGUUUGGGGGGAACAGGGGAGGCAGUUCGUCAGGGAGAUUGGGCGACGCUUGAGGAGCCGCGGUUUUGACUACCGCUCUGGGGCGUACCUGGCACAGAGGAUCUCCCUUGCCGUGCAGCGCGGCAACGCAGCUAGCGUUAUGGGGACUUUUGGGUCGGGUGCGUCCUGGGGUGGUUUAUUUAGCUAA
Plutella xylostella (diamondback moth) is the source of this 2856-nucleotide messenger RNA. Lineage: Eukaryota; Metazoa; Arthropoda; Insecta; Lepidoptera; Plutellidae. The record is from RefSeq and is a predicted model, not a curated record.